Closterium sp. Naga37s-1 is the source of this 3108-nucleotide messenger RNA. Lineage: Eukaryota; Viridiplantae; Streptophyta; Zygnematophyceae; Desmidiales; Closteriaceae. The record is from the annotation of a GenBank genome assembly.
AUGCCUAUCCUGAUCCCUCUCCCCAUCCCAUUCCGCAUUCUCACCAACCGCAUUCUCACCAACCACAUUCUCCUUCCCCACAUUCUCCUUCACCACAUUCUCUUCACCACAUUCUCCUUCCCCACAUUCUCCUUCCCCACAUUCUCUUUCACCACAUUCUCCUUCACCACAUUCUCCUUCCCCACAUUCUCCUUCACCACAUUCUCUUCACCACAUUCUCCUUCCCCACAUUCUCCUUCCCCACAUUCUCCCUCUCCACAUUCGCCUUCCCCACGCCGUCCCUCAGACCAUCGCAGCAUAGCAGCGGCCAAGGCAGUAGCACAGCUGUUAGGACAAGCCGCACGUGCCACAUCGCUUCUCCGUUCCCUCAUCUCUGUCUCUCCUCCCCAUCUCUCGUCUUUUCCUCCGCGCAGCAUAGGGGUGGCCAAGGCAGUGGCGCAGCUGUUAGGCCGCAGCUACGACGAGGUGCUGCUGUCAAUCAAGAAGAUUCCUUUCCUUCAAGACAAGCCCCACGCGCGCCACCAGGGCUUGCUGGCGCGCCACCUCAUGGACCGCCACGUGGCACAGCUGCGUGAGAUGGAGACGCCGUCGCUUGUGCGGGCGGCAUUGAUCGGCUGCUUGUCGCCGGCGCUGAUGGUGGUGGAUGCGGAGGGCGGGCUGAAAGGGGUGGUCAGUCGCACCAGGCUGCUUGCGCUGCUCGCUGCUCAUAACCACACCUGUGAUGCUGCUGCCGCCGCUGCCGCUGCCGCCACCGCUGCUGGUGCGGCUGCUUCUGGUGCUGCUGCUGCUGGUGGUGGCAGCGAUGGUGGUGCCGGCGUUGGUGACAGACGUGAUUCGCCUCGUGCGGCUGCUGCUGCUGCAGGCCCUGCUGGUCCUACUGGUGCUGCGGGUGGUGGUGGGGGCAGUCUGGCACGACUGGGGCGGAUGGCAGGGUUGCGGUUUAGCGGUGUAAUGAAGCGGGUUCCGUGGACGAGGAAAGCGAGAGUUGGGACGGAGGAGGGGGGCGAUGCGAGGAUGGAGGAGGGGAGGAGGGCAGGCGGAAUGGAGGAAGCUAAAGGAGAAGGGAAGGACGAGGAGGACGAUGGGGAAGAGCGGGAGGAAGAGGAGGAGGAGGAGGAGGAAGAAGGUGAGAGCCACGAGUGGGAAACAGAAGCACAGAGGCGCGUGAGGAGAGAGAGACGAAGAGGUCACCGGUACACAGAGGAACUUGCGCAGAAGCUUCUGACGUGCCACGACGACAGCGAGACGGGAGAGGAGAGGCGGAUGAGGGAGAUGGUGCGGAGGGAGGGCGAGGAGCGGCUGUUGGACCGCACUCUGCUGGCCAUGGAGACCAAUGCCAGGCUGGCGGACCAGCAGUGGGCGGCAGAAGACGCGCUCUGGGCGGCAGCACCGUCUUUGCACAGCGCUCCUGCUGUCGCUGCCACUGCUGGGGCUGCUGGCAGCGGUGCUGUUGGGGGUGCUGCUGCUGCUGGCGGUGCUGCUGGCUCGGCUGCUGGAUCUUCACAACGAGACGGAGUGGGGAAGGUGGAGCAUGCGUUCAGUACUGAUGUGCAUGGGCAUGGCCAUGGGCACGGGCAGCUAGCAGUAGCCCCUGCAGGCAGUGCUGAUGGUAGGAGCUGGCAGAUCCCCAGCACAGGCAGUCACAGCCCUCUUCCCCCUCGCCCCCCUUCUCUCGUUUCCACCCCUCCUGCGCCUGUGCCUGCUGUUGUUGCUGCUGCUGCUGCUGCUGCUGCUGUUGCUGCGCCAGAUGCGCCCUCGAACGCUGCUGCUUCUGAUGCUGCGUCUGAUGCGUGUGCCACAUCGAUGCAGCAACAGCAGCAGCAGCAGCAGCAUCAGCAGAAGCAGCUAGAGGAGGGAGCGAGGAAAAGUUUCGAGGUUGAAGGAGGGAGUGAAGAGACAUCAAACGCCAGGGAGAGGGUAGAAAAGGAGGAGGGGGUGGGGGGCGCAGAGUGCAGCAGGGGGGCGGUGGGGGCGGUGGUGGGAGGCGGGGAGGCGGAGGUGCUAUUAGAUGUGACGGCCAUCAUGGACCCCUUCCCCUUCCACGUGCCCCUCUGCAUGCCCAUCCUCCGCGUCUUCCCCCUCAUGCGCAAGCUCAACCUGACGUACGUGUGUGUGGUCGACAGCACAGGCCAGCCGGCGGGGUUGAUAACCCGAGCGCACCUGAUAGACGCCAAGCCAGUGCACGCCAGCGUCACCACGUGGGGCCACUUCGGCCUGCCCUCCUUCCGCCUCUCCCGCCGCUUCUCCUCCUCCCGCCCCUCUGUCGCCUCCCUCACCCCGGAAGCCACCCAAGCCGCCCGCGACCGUGCCGCCCGUAUCCUGGCGGCUCUAGACCCAGAUGCUCUGGCCAUGGGGGACACGGUGCAGCAGCAGGCAGAGGCGACUGAGAGAGUGAAUCUGGCGUCCAUGCUGGCUGCUAUGGACUCUGUACGACACUUGUACCUGCAACCAGGCCCAGAGCAUGAUGCUGGGAGGAUGGAAGGGCAUGGCGAGGGGAUGAAUGGGCAGGAGGGGAGUGGUGUGGAGGGGGGAGUGGACGGGGAGGAGGGGGGGAGGGGGAGCGAGCGAGGGGAGAGGGAGCGGGGGGAGAGGCGAGGGGCGAGGGAGGGGCAGAGGAGGUGGGCAGGGAGGGUGUCUCCGAGGGAGAGGUGGAGGAAGGCGGUGAGGCUGGUGCUGGAGAGCCUGCGAGCCCAGGCUGCCGCGGCUGCCCUGGCUGCUGCCGCCCGCUCCCAACGCAACCUUGCCCUGCUGCCUGCUGCUUCUGCUGGCGGUGGGGUUGGGGGUGGUGCAAGCAGGGAAGCUUCUGGUGUUGCGGGCAGAGGGAGGGAUGGUGGUGCUGUAAGAGUGAGGGAAGCAGGUGGUGGAGGCGGUUCAGAGCACAAGGGAGGGAAGGGUGUGAAGGGGGAAGGGAUGGAGGGAGAGGGGAAGGCAGGGGAAGAGGGACGAGGGGCAUCAGUGAGGCAUGUGCAUUGGGGAGGGGAGGAGGGGAUGAGAGGGGGGGUGGGUCAAACCCUGGGUGAUGAUGGUGGGGAAGAAGGUGCAGCGGGGGACAUGCUGGUGGUGAGGGAGGAUGCAGGUGAGGGAGAGGAGGAGCGGGAGCAGGAGUGA